Linum tenue is the source of this 300-nucleotide messenger RNA. The record is from the annotation of a GenBank genome assembly. NCBI's taxonomy places the organism in Eukaryota, Viridiplantae, Streptophyta, Magnoliopsida, Malpighiales, Linaceae.
UUGUUCGGCCGACCGACGAUCAUAGCAUUUGCGCCGGCGGUGAGCAAGUACGUGUACCAGAAAGACGACGAAUUUAUCGUCGGGUGGCCCAGUGUGGAACUUCUUGGCCCAACUUCCCUCGUGGCAGUAUAUGGGCCAAGCCACACCAGGCUCCGAAGCUUCCUCACCAAUGCUAUCAACCAGCCCGAAGCUCUUCGACGAAUCGCAUCCCUCGUCCAGCCCAACAUAGUUGCUGAAUUGCAAUCCUGGGCCCAGACUGGCAGAGUCAACGCUUACAAACAAGUCAAGAAGGUAACAUGA